Messenger RNA from Nomia melanderi (Alkali bee), 1579 nucleotides. RefSeq lists its product as uncharacterized. The record is from RefSeq and is a predicted model, not a curated record. NCBI's taxonomy places the organism in Eukaryota, Metazoa, Arthropoda, Insecta, Hymenoptera, Halictidae.
GACGCCGCGACAGUACCUUGUUACGGCCAUGCUACGGGACAAUGUGCACUUUGUGCUUGAUAACGUGAUUAUGCCAUUUGGCCGACGUAAUACAAGCAUGCAAAGGCCACUUUAAUCGACGACGUCUUGUUUAGCUGCACCGUUGGAUAAUAGGGAAACACAUUUUCCCAUAGACACCACGCCGCCAAUGCUUAUAGGCGUGUCAAGCGAAUCGCCGGCUGAUUCUCUGCGAGCGGCCUUGUCAACGUCGUCUUCUGAGCAAGGCUCGAGUUUAAACAAACUCGGAGCCUGUCCAGGAAGGCUAGGAGGGGUUACGCGAAACGUGUAUAUAGGAGGUUUCGUGCCGUGUUCUGCAAGCAGAUCAUCGGAAACCGGGUGAAGGCGUUUUCGUGAAAAUUCUUGUCCGUCCCAGCUGAGAAAAAUGCAACCACUCUUACCGUUGCAGGUGCUCUGCUUUGCCUGCGUGAUAGCACUCAGCAGUGGUGCCAUCAAAACGUCGGAGCCAAAGCUAAUUACCAAAUUAGCGCCGGUGAACAGUCCGUCGUACGAUGAUUCCACCAAAGAUUUAACAGCAUCCGCGAGUGAUCGAACUUUCUUGGUUCCAGCGUUCCAUAUUAGUAAGGAUUAUGGUCAGCCCGGAUAUGGUGGGAGCGUGCCCUACGGAAGUUACUACGGCUCGAUUUACGGUCCUGGUGCAGGGUACCGCGGCGCAGGAUAUAAUCUAGGACACUUGAAUACAGGGUACAGAGGCUAUCCAGCCUAUAGUCCGAGCGGAAUUGUCGGUAACGGUCACGUUGGGUACGGUUAUUACGGAAAUGCUGGAUACAAUCCCAAUUAUGGUGGUUACGGGUAUGGGAGCGGAUAUGGCGGUUACGGAAGUGGAUUAGGUUAUGGUGGAUACAGUCCAUACAACACCGGAAGUUACGGUUUAGGCUACGAUGACGGAUAUAAUGGAUACGGACGCGGUGGUUAUGGACGCUACGGUGGCUAUGAUGCUUAUGGGUAUGGAUCAGGGUAUGGAGGAUCGAAUUAUGGAUCCGUGUACGGCACGAGGAGUAACUAUGAGCCUUAUACCUAUCACGGGAGCGGUUAUGGAAGUUAUAGCUAUCCUUCAGGAUACAGAGGCUAUUCUUAGUUUACUUUCGAGGUUGAACUUCCAGUAUAGUGCUGUGCAUAAAAAUUGCAACGCCAAAAAUAUCUAUGUCGAAUUCACUUAAUUGAUUAAAUAAAAUAUAUAUCUGUGUUUUCAAUGAAUUCAAUUUAAAUAAAUAUAUUCCUUUGACCAAUAUAUUUAUGUUUGAUGUUGUAUCCUUUAUGCAUAGCAUCAUAUCAAUUUCUAUAAAUGUUUAAACAGGUCCAAACAGGACCAAUUCACUGGUCGCAUAACAAAUAACAAACAGAACAUUGCAGCAGUAUCUGCGGAUACUGAUUAACUGCGUAUGUGGCAUUUAUACGUUUAUUUGUUCCGCUAAUUAAUUUACUUUAAUUUUUAAUACUUAUUAAUUCUUCGUGUAAUGUAUGUACAUAAUAUUAAUAAUAAUAAAUGACAUUCCGAUGACGAAUUACGUUUCUGAUUUAU